Molecule: messenger RNA, 2421 nt
Organism: Penicillium diatomitis
Lineage: Eukaryota; Fungi; Ascomycota; Eurotiomycetes; Eurotiales; Aspergillaceae
Product: glycoside hydrolase family 92 protein
Exons: 6
Coding region: 1-2421 (806 amino acids)
Biological process (GO): protein deglycosylation; glycoprotein catabolic process; protein quality control for misfolded or incompletely synthesized proteins
Cellular component (GO): cytosol; nucleus
Molecular function (GO): carbohydrate binding; peptide-N4-(N-acetyl-beta-glucosaminyl)asparagine amidase activity
Source: RefSeq, a predicted model, not a curated record
AUGCGGCUGCAUACUCUGCGCCCCGAGAACAUACUGGCUGCGGCCUUCUGUGGCCCAUUUGCUCUUGCGGCUUCAGUAUCUUCUUUGAAUGACUACGAUGUACUGAAAUAUGUCAAUCCUUUGAUUGGAACGGCCAAUGGAGGCCAUGUUUUCCCAGGAGCGACUCUGCCCUUUGGAAUGGCUAAAGCUGUAGCCGACACCAUAGGCGAGAAUCAAGCCGGCUUCGCCUUUGAUACCGACUAUGUCACCGGCUUCUCCCACAUGCAUGACUCUGGCACCGGAGGCUCGCCAUCACUGGGGAAUUUCCCAAUUUUUGCCCAGCCGUCUUGUCCAAAUGACGACAUUAAUCAAUGCAAGUGGCAGCUCAACGACCGAGCAGUGGCGUGGGAAAAGGAUUCAGUCAAGGCUCGCCCUGGCUACUUUAGUAUCUCUCUGGCAAAUGGUGUUCAGGCUGAGAUGACGACUACCAAUCGAUCUGCACUGUAUCGGUUCACUUUCGACGAGGGCUUACCCGUGGCUCUUAGUCCUGUCGUUCUGGUUGAUCUGAUCGAUCUCCCACAGUCUCGAACGAAUGGCACGGCGGAAGUCCAUCGAAGCACCGGACGUCUGACGGGAAACGGCACCUUUAGUCCAAGCUUUGGCAUCGGGUCCUACGAUCUGCACUUUUGCGUCGAUUUCAAAGGUGCCGAGCUUCGCGACACAGGUACCUGGACUAAGAAUCGAGCAGGGAUCACAACGGAUUCAGUCUCAAUGCUAGCAGAUGGAACGAACACACCGGCAUCCUUAUCAGCGGGAACGUUCGCAAGAUUUCAUAGUCCGGCAAACCGCACUAUACUUGCGCGUGUGGGUGUGAGCUUCAUGAGUGUCGAUCGAGCCUGUGCCAAUGCCCAACGCGAACAGCCUGAUUUUGACUUCGAGGGGACCAGGUCUGCAGCGGAGGCUGCUUGGAGGAAGAAGUUGAGUGUGGUGACCGUCGACGCUUCGGGGGUCUUAGAUGACUUUCAAGAGAUCUUCUGGAGCGGCGCAUACAGGUCGCUCAUCAGCCCACAGGAUUAUACAGGGGAAAACCCGCUCUGGCAAAGCGAUGAGCCUUACUAUGACAGCUACUACUGUAUUUGGGACUCGUUCCGCAGUAUUCAUCCUUUGUUGACGAUCGUCGACCCCAUCUCGCAGUCUCGCAUGCUACGCAGUCUGAUUGACAUUUAUCGUCACGAAGGAUAUCUUCCCGAUUGUCGCAUGUCGCUCUGUAAAGGCUUCACCCAGGGUGGCUCCAACGCAGAUGUUCUCAUGGCAGAUGCCUACCUGAAAAAGGUGCAAGGAAUCGACUGGAACACCGCUUACGAAGCCGUGGUGAAAGAUGCCGAAGUUGAGCCCGCAAACUGGAAUGUCGAGGGUCGCGGUGGUCUAACGAGCUGGAAGAGCCUCGGAUACAUACCGACUGACGACUUCGACCCCUAUGGAGUGGGCACCCACACGCGGAGUAUCUCACGCACGGUCGAAUAUGCCUAUAACGAUUUCUGCAUCUCCGAAAUGGCCAAGGUAAUGGGAAAACAGGCGGACUACGAGAAAUAUGCAAGCCGCUCCGGCAAUUGGGCCCAUAUGUUCAAGGCGGAUCAGACAUCCAGCCUUAACGGGUCCGACACAACUUUCACUGGAUUUUUGCAACCCCGUUAUAUGAAUGGAACCUGGGGCUACCAGGACCCGAUCUUCUGUAGCCCAUUGCUCAAUUUCACCUCGUGCUACUUGAACCCAGACGGUCAUGAGACUUACGAGGGCAGUUCAUGGCUAUAUACGUUCUCAACGCAUGUGCUAAUCGAUACCUCUUCUAUCCUGCAACACAGCUAUGCACCACACGACAUGGGUGCCCUCAUCCACGCACUAGGUGGUGCGGACAAGUUCAUCUCCCGCCUAGAAUACCUCCAUCAAUCGGGUCUUCUCUACGUCGGCGACGAACAAGCCUUCCUGACCGUUUUCCAAUUCCACUACGGCGGCAGACCCGCGCUCUCAUCCAAAUAUAGCCACUUCUAUAUCCCCUCCCAAUUCAACACCACUGUCGCCGGUAUCGCCGGAAACGAUGACAGCGGGGCAAUGGGAUCUUUCGUCACGCUGAGUAUGGUGGGACUCUGGCCCGUGCCCGGUCAGGACGUGUACCUGAUCACGCCUCCUUACUUCAAGGAGGUGAGGAUUAGGAGCCCGUUGACAGGGAAGAUGGCUACCAUUCGCAAUGUGAAUUUCGAUGCAAGUUACAAGGCUGUUUGUAUUCAGGGGGCGAGGCUGAACGGCCAGAGCUGGACGAAGAAUUGGCUCACUCAUGAUUUCUUUACUCAGGGUGGUGUUUUGGAAUUGACGCUGGGUGUGACGGAGAGCGAUUGGGGCACACGGAAGGAAGAUUUGCCGCCGAGUUUGAGUAGUUAUGAGUGA